Asterias rubens (European starfish) is the source of this 3786-nucleotide messenger RNA. RefSeq lists its product as uncharacterized. The record is from RefSeq and is a predicted model, not a curated record. Bases 215 to 871 code for a protein of 218 amino acids. The transcript is spliced from 3 exons. Lineage: Eukaryota; Metazoa; Echinodermata; Asteroidea; Forcipulatida; Asteriidae.
GGAGCAGCUAGUGAUGCUGUCUGUAUAAGCGCUCAGUAUUCCAGAUGCGCUCUACCUACAAAUCGAUAUUGUAUGCCUAUUUUUUGUUACUGCUGAGCGAUGAUUUUAGCUCAUAUUUAACCGCUGGAUAUCCUGCAGGACUGAGCACUGAAUCUUUAAACAAUUGCAUUAAGGAUCAACCGUUGGGUUUCUGAGCAAGGCACACGUCGGCGCAAUGGCUUCCUAUAAACAACGACAGGCAAAUAUUGACAAUUUCUUCAAGGGCGGUGCACAGAGAUCGCGUCCCGUUAUCCGCAACCUGCCCGUUAUCCGCAACCAGUACUCCGCUGGUCAUGGCAUGCCCAUGGGUGCAUAUAGGGGUACAUCAGUAUCAUCCGCCUCGUACCCUAGCCGUGAUGCUACCUGCAACCUCUACGUCUGUAUGCGGGCAGUGUCGGUCUGUGUGUUGGUGUGCGGCGCUCUGAUGCUUGCUUGUGGAUUAUUUCUGUACCCUGGUACCUUCCUGCUCGGGCUGUGCAUACCUGGUGGAAUUAUGAUCGUGAUUGUGCUCUUAGUCUGGUGCAUUAUGUAUGUGUGGGGAGGAACAUACUGUAAGAGUGAGGGCAGCAGUGAUGGAUGUAGGGGUACGAGUUACCGCCCAGCUGCGACCAGUGGGGACGAGGUGACAGUGGAUGUACAAUUGUCGCAAUCUGCGCCUGGGGAUGUGAUGUGUUCGUAUGGCCCGGAUACGAGAAUAACUGAGUCAAACUCGGUGGCACCACCUCCUAUAUAUAACCCAGUGAACGUGAGUGGUUCGUUUCCUGUGAGUGGUAGAAACAGCAGCCAUUCACCAUCUACUCCGCCACCACCCUACAAUGAGGUCACGUUCUAAACCAGCAUUGAGAAACACCUCCUCGAGAAUAUUUUCACCAUGAUACCACAGUAUCAGAGCGUGAUAUUGUAAUCGAUAACUGACAUAAUGUAUUAGUAUGCAACUCUUCCUUUCUGGAGAAGAUCAGAUAUCGAUGACGUCACUGUUCCCAACAGCUGCUGGUUAGGCCAAUUAAAGCCAUCGGAUUGUGGUAUUGCCACAAUGGAGUGGUAACCAGUGUUCUCAAACUGGAACAGCCCAUACGUUUAUGAUAUCGAUACGUUGUAACCUCUAGGUUCUGGAUGGAUACGUGCUUAAAGUGGAGUAACCAGACUGAAAUUUGGUGCGAACAAAGAAGAGAUAAAAAUGGCGACGCCAUCCUGAGAUUGAUCAUCUUGAGGCAUUGUUGUUGUUUGAGAACAGAUUUUACGGCGCUGUUAGCUUUUAUGAGAGACAGUUUUUAUGACGCACACAAUGAGGCCUAACUGAACAGAGUACGUUCUAAUAAAGUUGUCAAGGAUGCAGGGACAAAUUUUAAAUGUAAAAUGUCGGUGUAAUGUGCAAUUUAACAAGCUUGGGCCUAGAAGGCUUUUCACAAAAAAGUGCAUGGUUUGUGCGUUUGUUAAAGUAAUAACAUCAUAGUUCUUAUACAAUUCAUGUUUAUUGCAUAAAGCUACUUGAUAGAUAUAGGCAUACAAACGUUUAGUAACAGUUAAUGAUUUGGUAAGUUAAUUCAACUAAAUUAUACUGAAAAUGGCCACCAUUUUCUAUUUUGCUGUCCACACAUAAAUGUGAGGAGAAAAACUUGAAAUUAUUUUGCACUCGUAGUCGAAUAUUUCAAGGAACAUCAAACCCUUUGACCAGGGCCGGGAUGUCGGUUCCCAGGGCUAUAGACACGUGGCUCCCACGUGAUUUUGAACAGCUCUCAUGCAGGAGCUCUCUGAGAUUCAGUAGGAUUCAGGGUUGGUACUACGUCUGCUUUGGUUGGUAAACGAACUUUCUAUCGCAAUUACACAGCCCGAGUUUUUGCCAACCGAGUUUGGAAAAUGAAAAGCCAUAAAUAAACAACAAAAACAGAAGGCCAAACCAUAUACUAAUGUCACACAUCAGCUAUUAAAAAAAGUAGUGUUAAUUUUGUGAAGCAGAGCAACCAAUGGGAGGCAUUUUAUUUCAUUGUAAGUCUGCAACAAAAUGUUCAUCUGUUAACACAAUUGGAUAUUUUGCUAACAUUCGGCGGUCCAUGACAACGACAAUGGAAAAUGUCCAUACGUUAUUUGACCGCCAUGUUAUUCUUAGACAAAAAAAAUAAAUCCUAUCUCGAGUUAGGAUGGGUUCACUGCGUCCUGACGUCCUAAGUCCUAAGAUUAAAGUCAGGAAGCGCAUGGUGAAAUCGACGACUGAUCCCCAUUUUGUUAAUAUUAGGCCCUACGUUCCUGUUUACAAAUUCAGAUUUUGUGUAAUCAAUUAUUUUGUAUAAUAAUGAUACUCGGUUCUUAUAGAGCGCUUUGUCACACUCUUACACUGAAUAAGAAAUUGUCAUUACGUGGUUUAAUUUUACAGUCAAUUUGUCACACCCAAUCGAAAGAUUAGUCAGUUUGUCACGCAAUCGAAAGAUUAGUCAAAUCACAUAUAGGCUAGUCAAUGAUGACUAAGUAAUAUGCCUAUUAUAUCGUCUUUCAAUUGGCUUAAUUUUACAAAUUUUUCUAAAGAUACCUAGUAAAGUGCAACAAUUUCAAGAAAAUUAAUAAGUCCUACAUGAAAAAGUAUUAGUCUUUUAAUUAGUCCUACAACUCAAAUAAUCAGUCUUCCCGGACACUUCUAACUUCAUCACUGUUAUUGAUGUCCAACAACAUUCAACGUUAUGGUAAAAACAUUCGUUGCACUAGUGAAACUGUUUUACAACAAACACAACUUCAUAAAAAUUACAGGACGGUCGACUGAAUGUCAAGUUCACCUUAUACAAUUCGUUAGACCGCCUAUAGGAAGCAUUAGAAUAUUCCAUAUUUUAGGGUAAACCUGGUAAUACAUUGAGACGACGAAACCUUUGAGACAACUCGACCGACCGUGACGAGUUGACUUUGACAUCGAGAUAUCACGUUACAUGCACGUUGUCCAUUCUCUCACAAAAAAACUCGAAAUAAAAACAUGAUAAUUGGCGUACUUACCGGGUGUCAUUCUUGGUCCUACACAGUCCCCACUAUCUAUGCAUGUAGACACAUUCAAUAAUCAUGAAUGGAACAUACAAGUAAGAGUUUGUCCGUAGUUAUUUGAGCCGCGAGCCACAACCCUGGUUUACACGUUACACAGAACGAACAGACUGGAAAGCGUGCGAACUUCACUAUUUUAAGAUUGGUCACAUUUGCGCGGCGCACAGAGUGGCAAAUGAACGGCCGCUUAUAGCUGGGUUCGCCCCACCAAUGUUAUGACAUCAUGUACAUAAAGAGUCUACAUUUAUUAUGAAGGAACGAAUGAGAGGUUUUCACUUGGCCAGCUUGUCUUGCAAGAUGGAGACUUCUCAUUUUUGUCUUUAUAGGGUUCAGUGUUGAUCCCAGUCUUUUACGAGUAUAGGCCUACAAUUGGCAAUAAAAGUAGGCCUAUGCCAUAUCAAUUAGUCAGUUUAAAAUGGUUCAGUCAACAGUUUAUCAAUUAGUCAAACAAAAAGUAAGUUCUUAACAACAUUGUAAUUAGUCAUUGCAAAAGACAAGUAAGUCCGGAAGGUUUAAAAAAUUUCUUCAAUAGUCUUUGUGAUAACGUUUGACUAUCUUUUGUACAAAUUAACGUAGUAAUUUUUUCAGUGAAGGGGCGCAUCAAAGCGUUUAUUUCCCUGCAAAAUGCGGAGUUACGAUUUGAAGUUUAUGAAGACCUAUUCCUUUAAAGAAACGUGUAAUGGUUUACAAGGUGCUGUGGCGCAAUAUGCAGCCAAUCAAACCAGAAAA